GUCCUGGGGGCCCACAAGGGACGUGGCAGCUACGGGAACAUCCAGGGAGGCCCAGCCAGAGUUUAAAACUAUCGCAGACCGCCCAGGCGCCCCACUCUUCUGCCCCUUCACAAAGGACCUCAGCCCACACUCUCCUGCUCGAAGAGAGACGCUGCCAGGAUGGAGGCCAUCAAGAAGAAGAUGCAGAUGCUGAAGCUGGACAAGGAGAAUGCCAUCGACCGGGCAGAGCAGGCGGAGGCAGACAAGAAAGCAGCUGAGGACAAGUGCAAGCAGGUGGAAGAUGAGCUGGUAGCUCUGCAAAAGAAGCUGAAAGGCACUGAGGACGAGCUGGAUAAAUAUUCAGAAGCCCUGAAGGAUGCCCAGGAGAAACUGGAACAGGCAGAAAAGAAGGCGACGGAUGCUGAAGGGGAGGUGGCCUCUCUGAACCGCCGGAUCCAGCUGGUGGAAGAAGAGCUGGAUCGAGCCCAGGAGCGCCUGGCCACUGCGCUGCAGAAGCUGGAGGAGGCCGAGAAGGCAGCAGACGAAAGCGAGAGGGGCAUCAAGGUGAUUGAAAACAGGGCGAUGAAAGAUGAGGAGAAAAUGGAAAUCCAGGAGAUGCAGCUGAAGGAGGCAAAGCACAUUGCAGAGGAGGCAGACCGCAAAUACGAGGAGGUUGCCCGUAAACUGGUCAUUCUGGAGGGAGAACUGGAAAGGGCUGAAGAACGAGCGGAAGUGUCUGAAGCGAAAUGCAGUGACCUGGAAGAGGAGCUGAAAAACGUCACCAAUAAUCUGAAGUCUCUUGAAGCUCAGUCGGAGAAGUACUCCGAAAAAGAGGACAAAUAUGAGGAGGAAAUCAAGCUUCUCACUGACAAACUGAAGGAGGCUGAAACCCGGGCCGAGUUUGCGGAAAGAACUGUUGCGAAACUGGAAAAGUCGAUUGAUGAUCUAGAAGAAAAAGUUGCCCAAGCAAAAGAAGAGAACUUGAGCUUGCAUCGAACGUUGGAUCAAACCUUAAGUGAACUUGGCAGCAUAUAAAUGGGUUGGAAAGUGUCCUGACUUCUGACAGUAUGAAAAGACAUGCUUGGAAUGGUUGCUUCCUCUUUAAUCCAGCCUCUUUCUCCUUAAAUCAUGCAAAGAGCAAAUAAGGGACCAAAUAUUUCUUUUUUUGUGUCUCCCCCCCCCCCCCCAAAAAAAGCGUUCUGGCUCUGGGCACAAAUUUAAUGAUGCUUCUUCCUAUAUAUCAUAUAGUACAGCUUGUUUUGAAAACGAGAAAGGUGUGUGUGUGUAUAUAUACACACAUAUAUACAUAUACGUGUGCAUGUAUAUAUGUGUUUGCAUACCCACACACACAUAUAAAAGGUAUUCUGUAGAUGCUAGAUUAAGUUGGGGGGGGCUUGUGGUAUUUAGGGCACAAUUCUGUACUGAAUGGAAGAUUUUUUUGAAGCUUCCUGUGAUCAUUUACAGUAUAAUAUAUACAUGUGAUGCUCUGGGUUCCCUCGUUUCUUGUCCUCUCUAGAAACAACUGGUGAAGGGAUGUAUUAUCUACUUUGUAGCCAGCCUUGUUAAAAAGUGUUUUUUGUGGUAGGGGAUGCAACAGGAAUUCGGAUACUUGUGUUUUAUUAUGCCUUCAAACUGGAUGGUCUACUUCCCUGUAUACAGAAAUGUGCCAAAGUUCAUGUCCUGAAAGAUUUGACAAAUGAACCAAAUCAUGCCUUCUCCAGUUUGCCAAUUUCUUUCAGUCAUCUUGUCGUCUGAUGGGAAAUAGCUUUUUUAUUAACCCGUAUUUAUUAAAUUUUUGCAAAGCAGUGGAAAUGGUGGACAAAAUGAAAUUAGCCCUAUUGAAUGUAUUUGGUACCCUGGCUGUAGCUUCUUUAC
Messenger RNA from Gekko japonicus, 1854 nucleotides. RefSeq names its product tropomyosin 4 (gene TPM4). Gene Ontology annotation, molecular function: actin filament binding. Gene Ontology annotation, cellular component: actin filament. The transcript has 9 exons. Bases 160 to 1014 code for a protein of 284 amino acids. Lineage: Eukaryota; Metazoa; Chordata; Lepidosauria; Squamata; Gekkonidae. Gene Ontology annotation, biological process: muscle contraction; actin filament organization. The record is from RefSeq and is a predicted model, not a curated record.